GAAAAGUUUCAUCUUGACGAGUUUUUCGCCGUUUUAAAGUUGCAAUUUUUACUGGGAAAAGUUUGACUUUAAUGGUUGAAAAGUUUUCCAAAACAGAAUGCACCCGGGCCCGGAUCGGCAUUAGGUGAAUUCGAGCGUGGUCGAGCGUUUGCAGCAGUGAAAAAAGGCUAAGGCGGACAGUGAUUUCUGUGCAUGGGUUAGGAUUUUUCCUCCCAAAAAUUGCAAGAGUGGGCUCCAUCGUCAUCAUCAUCGGGCAGCCGUCGACAUCGCGGGGCUGGCAUUCAGCCUCCAGGAUUUUUUUGUAGCUCGGGCCCUCGCUCGCAGUGGUGAUAAAAGUUAGACAUUUUAUUUGAUUGCAAUGUGAAAGUGAAUGUGAGAGUGAAAUAAUGGAACUCCGAAAAAAGGAUAACUUGCAGUCUGGCAGAAUGGCAAACCGGGCGCCUUCAUAGGCGUUGGAAAGUGAAAAUUUUUCGAUCCCAGCGUGGAAAAAAUGGUGUGCGAAUAUAUCGAACAAAAUUAGGAAGGGAUGCGUGAUACGAUGCCAAAAGUGUUGGACAGUGAUACGGAAUCGGAGAUACCAGCCAGUAUUCAUAGUAACAACAAUAGCGAGCCGAAUACGGAUAAUGAGGAGAAACCGGAAACGGACGCCCUUCCUGUUGCGGGGACGUCACUCCCAGCCGUUGAAAAUGGAAACGUCAGCGAUACGGAUAGCAUUUGCAGUAACCGAAGUAAUGGGCGAAUGCUAUCCAACGGGACUGACCAAACCCCCGGACCGAGUCUUCCAUCAGUCAGAGCACCAACCCCACCAGCAGCUACUGCCAAUGGUAAUAGCUCUUCCAGCUGUGCAUCAAAUCCGAACAACAACGGCAAUAGCAGCUCCAGCAACGGUAGCACCUCCAAUCCCACUCGAGCAUCGACGGCGACGCCUGUGGCCGCAGGUGAUCGGAUAAGGAAGUAUCGCCAUCAAAACUUCAGCAAGAAUAUCUACAUCGGCACGAAGAAUGCGGAAAAGUGGGACACCUUGCGGAAUCUGUUGCUGUUCAAAAAUGAUGUGGAAUUUGUAUCAUUUCUGCUUCGGCUGGCAGAGGUGGACGAUCGGAAGAGGAAAAAUCGAAUUGCGAACGGCUUAAACGGUGAUUCGGAUUCGCUGCAGGAUGUUCUGCCGGGUGUAUUGGCCAGCUCUAAGAACGACCAACCGAACGGAAAACCUAGCACUAAGAAAACCAAAAGAGUACAAUUCCAGGAAAAUGUAAAUAUAAUCAACGACAACAAUAGCAGUUGCAGCUUGCGCACUUCCGGCGGCGGAGGUGGUAUAUUCGACUUCCACGAAGAUGAGGACGAUAACGAAAAUGGGCCUGGGUUUGAGUUUCGACGGCGACGUCCGCGGACUCAGCAGCCGCUGAGAUCUCCCUUGCCUCCCGGUGAGGACGGCCAUAGGGAUGAAGAUGAUGCUGCCGAUGGUGGCGACGAAGACGAGGAACAGUUUAUCGUUCAAAAUAUUAUCAAAAAGAUUCCGGGCAGGGUUGGACAAGGAAAUGAAGUGCAGCAGGAUUCCAUCAGUAGUACCAUGGGAUCGGUGUCUGAGGAUUCGUUACAUACUGAAGCGGAAGUGUUGGAUUAUCGUAUUGCUGAGAAAAUUAAGACGGAACUGGAGGAGAAGCAGAAACUUGAGAGGAAAUCGUUUGGAGAAGACAUGCCAACGACUUCGAACUUCUCUGAACACUCCGAUCGGCCGUCGGACGAUGAAGCAUAUGAUAAUAAGCUUGACAUUAAGAAGGUAGACAUCCGGAAGGUACCCUUCGAUCCGAAGCUAGGUACGAGUAGAAAAUUGAAAAGAGAAACUGGAUCAGUUGAUCUUCGCAUAGAAUACGAAGAACAGGAAUAUAGUCCGUUGGCUACGGAUGAACGCAAGCCACUGUUACCACCACCGAAGAAGCCUAGAAAAGCACCUACAACGAAAAACAAAGCCUGUACGGGUUGCGGUUUGAAGCACGGAACUGAUCCGUGUCCGUUGAGCACUCCAUUGGCAGUGAUCAAUAACAAAAUCGAGCUUAAAGAAUGGAUAGAGCAGAAUGAGGAUCUGAUUAAAAAACACAAAAUUGUGCUUAAGCCAGAGAAUCCAGAAGAAAUGGAUGAUGAAAACGAAGAUAACUACGAUGACGAUGAGGACGACGACGAAGGCGAUGAAAACGAGGAAAAUCAAUACGAUGAAAAACUCGAUAUCAUACCUUCAUUCUCGGAGACUUCAUUGCCACCGGAGUUUGAAUUGCGUUUGGCCCCGUUGGCAACGACUAUUAGUACAGUUGCAACUGCAGGCAGCAGUAGUACCAGCAUUAGUCAACAAAUGCAGAUCGAUGCCAGUGAGUCAUCGUGCUCGUUAGCAGCGCCACCAGGUAGUGAACAACAACAACAACAACCACCACUUCCCCCUCCAACGGCAACGGUUACCAAUACGAUCAACCACGGACUGAGUGUCUACACGAAGAUCUUCAUUCCGAAAUAUACUCAACUUGGACCCGUCAUAGGCCUAGUAGCCAAAGAAACGGAAAUACAGGAUGAUUGCAACAUGCGAUACAUCUUUGAGACGUUCGAUGGAACGAAGUCUACCUACCUAAACAUGGAGAACAAGAAUCAGGCCAAUUGGUUGCGAUACCUGAGACCGGCUCGGCAUCGUGAUCAGAAGAAUUGCGUGCUCAAAGUUCGCGACGAAGAGAUAGUUUUCGUGACCUGUGCGGAUCUGGAAGUGGGCAGUGAGCUGCUUUAUUGGAGCGAAGAAAGCAAUUCAGCGUGGGGCAAGAAGAAGAUGGAGAAAACAAAUUGUGGUGGGUGCAACUUGAAGUUCGAUCAUCCCUUGUACUAUCGCACACAUUGCUCGGUGUUUCAUGAUCCGGCGUUUAGCUUGACGAUUCGGAAAUAUCACUGCAAGGUGUGCGGAAUUGCUGUUUUGGGAAAGGAGAACAUAAUGAAGCAUGCCGAGAAGAUGCACGACGGCAAAGGUGCCUACCAGUGUCAGUUUUGUCAGAAGUUCUUCCUGCGUCUCAACUACCUGGAAAUGCAUCGAACGUACGGCUGCAGCAUGAAUCCCCAGCGAGCUCGUCCGCUGUGUGAUUUUUGCGGCCGUAAGUUCUGCCAACCGCAGAAGCUGAAGGUUCACAUCAAACGAAUGCACAGCGAUAUGGCCGAAGUGCUGCGGGACUUCCAGUGCAAGCUAUGCUCGAAGCUCUUGGGGUCCCGAGCAGCUUUGCAGCGUCACUCCAAGGAAGUUCACAGCCGAAAUUCGGCUGUGGUUAGCUGUCCCCGUUGUCAGAAGCUGUUCCAGAAUAGGAGCAACCUGAAGAUUCACAUGUUGACUCACUCGGGAGUAAGGCCGUUCAAAUGUGCGGAGGGUGAGUGCGCGGCAGCUUUCACGACGAAGCAGUGUCUGCAGUUUCACUACAAGAAGGUUCACGGAUAUACGCAGGAGCAGAUGCCGAAGAUUGAGCGCAGUGUUGCGUACACCUUUGAUGCUUAUUCUGGUGGUAUGAAUGAUGGAUUGGUUGAUCUUCUUACAGAUGGCAUCCAGCGUCGGCAGCGAAGGAAGCCGGAGCCAGGUGAAGAAGGAUGCAGUGAGAAACGGAAACGUGCACCGAAGAAUCUUCCCGGGAAUAUACUCAAGACCAAGAACAUUUUGGAGUCGUUCAGCGAGAUUUGCAAGAACGACAGCAACCUGUCGCUGUUGUCGACUAAAAUUUCAUCGAUACUGAAUGGAAAUUUGAAGGACUUUGGCAAGGUUCCCGGUGGACUACCAGGGUUGGAUGGUGACGGCGUUCGGAAGGAAGAACUGGACGAUGAUCUAGAUUCAAACGAAUGUGCAGAACGGGAUGAACGGUUGGAGGCGAUUCAAAGACAUCUGAAUCAACCGUUGUCAGAUGAGAAGCACGAAGAGUUCAGUCAGUUGCACUCUCGUCUAUCGAACAUAUCAGCUCAGAGCGAACAUAAUGCAAUGCACUAUAAGCUGCCCAGCAGCGAGGACGAGAAGCCGCUGGCGGAUGGAGAUGGCUUUGGCGACUUGAACUCGCUAGCGAGUAAUCAUAAGUAUAAAGAAUUUAUGAACGGGGGAAACCCUGGAUUGGUGAUAAGCAAGGGAAGCAAGAAAUGGAUUAGCGACAAUGAUCACAUGCAGGAUGAUAACAAUUCGGAAAGCAUGCUUGCGGCUGCAGCCAAUCGAGAUUUCCUGACGAAGCUGAUCAUGAAUGGCAAUGUGGGUCAUAAUGCUUCGCAGUCACACGUGGCAGAUGACGAUGAGGAUGAUGAUGAUAACUCGACAAUUUUGGAUGUGGUUGAUUCAAAUAACCAAAAUCAACAUAACUCUAAUGUACAAAAUCAGCAGCAGUCUCAACAACAGCAGCAGCAGCAGCAGCAACAGCAGCAGCAACAACAACAGCAACAACAGCAUCAGUAUACGUCAAGUUUCGCUGGAUUGAACAGCUCCUUACCGGAUUUGCCAGCGUUCCAAAGUCAUACAUUCCCUUCGCAUUUCAACCAUCAGUCACUGUUGGGAAGUUUCUACAAUAACAACAGCGGAGUAACGGGUCGUAACGCUAUCAACACUAUACCAACGUCGGCUAGCAUGCUGGUGGAAGCUGCGUUGAAUUCCGUGAGCAACAUAAUCAAUGAAGCGGAGAUGAAUAACAGUAGCAACGAAAAUCAGAACCUGCACAUGGGUGACAUCGACGGGGGUAACGCAACAACGGCUGAAAAUAAUCUUCAAACGGAUACGUUCAAUCCGGAUGGGAUCAAUUCUUCGGUAGACGAAAUGAAGAUGUUGAAACCGCACAACUUCCCACUUCCGAUGAACUCUAUGUCGCAGUUCUCGACGCAGUCCCCGGAUGAUGCAAGUAUCAUACAGGAACGCAAUGAAAUGGAGGUUCGGCCAAAGUCACGUGAUAAGCUCCCGAACUAUGGCGAUGGGGAAAUGCUAAGUUACGAUAGUCAAUCGCAUCAGCAACAGCAGCAGCAGCAGCAAUCGCAAUCUGCUCUUCAUAAGCAUACUCCAAGCGUUGAUUCUGUGCGCAGUGCACUAUCACCUGAGCAGAACGAUUUCAAUUAUUCAAAUUCGAAUAGUGCUCAAAGGCAGCAGCAACAAGGUGUUACCAACUCACCAGCUCGAUCGAAUUCUCGGCAAAUUUACGGAGAGCAUGACUUGAUAUCACCGGCAUCUACCCCUUCGCUGCCGAGAUACGAUUUCGGAGCAGAUAACAACAGCUACGCUCGGCGGCAGGAGAAGACCAUCAGUUCGUUGGCAUUGGAGAACUUUGAGGCCAAUUUGAAGAGCAAUCAUCAUAUGCAGCAUUUGUCUAGCGAUGAGGACAGUAGUAUUGUGAUUGCGGAGAAUCUCUCGGUUAACGCAGGCAAUAGCGAGGGAAAGCUGAAGAUCACAAAUCCAACAUCUGGUGGAGACUUCAUAACGCCAAAUGCUGGCAGCGGUAGCAGUAAAUACGACACUGGACGUAAUAGUUUGGGGUCGGAUUUGUCUACGGAUCUAAGACUAAAGUACAACUCUGAAGCAAAUGUAGAUCUUCCAGAUUUUCGUUCCGGUAACGCAAUGAAUGAAACCUCGGACUUCCAGGGCUUGGAUAUGACUUCUCGAGCCGGUCUUCCAUCGAGUUACUCGCAUAGCAACUUUCAGGUUCCCUCGAGUGGUGCGAAUCUGAACUUUAACCGGUAUCAUCACCAUAUCUACGAUAUACUUAACGAACGGGAGCAACACCAACAGCAGCAACAACAGCAGCAGCAUCAGCAGCAGCAACAAGAAUUCCAGUUGCAACAGCAGCAGCAACAACAGCAACAAAUGCAGCACAUGAUUCAAGACCACAUUGGUCAAGACACAGAACCGGAACAACCGGCUUCGGUAGAUCUUAGUCGUACCUCGAACUACCUGGUUCCAUCUCCUCCUUCUCCGGCCCUUCCUUAUUCCCAUCCCCAUCCGGACAUGAUCCGUAUGGUUUCACUGGAUCUGAGUGCAAACAGCGGUGGGAACAUGAUCGUCGGUAAUACCCCUCAUCAUGUCCGCCACCCCUCGUUCCUAUCCUCUCAGAUUCAACAUUCCAAUCGAGAUUCACUUCCCGACCACCAUAGACUGUUGGCAAGUGAACAGCUAGCUGCUUCGAAUCAUCGACUACUGGUCGAUCCCGCUGCGCAUCUGAUCUUUGAGCAGAAUAAUCGCCUUCUUGCGGAAACUCCUGGACCGGCACCACCUCCCCCGAGGCAUGUAGUCUCUCCACAGCGAGGUUUCGGAGCCUACCACCACCAUCAUCACCAUCAAGUCGGAUCGUCCAACUACCAUCAUCAUUCGGUCAAACAGAACCUUACCUCUCCACCGUUGAAUCAGCAUGCUUCGGCUGCUGCAAACUAUCAUCCCUUCCCGACUUACUACUAGGUAGCUUGAUCUGACAUUAACACACUAUCGUAUUCAAAUUGUUCGGUUGCAAUAGCUGAAUGUCCUCUACUGACAUUCGUUAGUAUGUUAGGGUAAUUUUCGCAGAAUGCAGAUCACUGGUGGCAAAGGGAUGCCUUAAAUUGUCGUUUGGCUGGCCUUUGUUUGUUAGUGUAAAGCUGGUUGAUUUUUCAAAUUGUUCGACCCCUCGUUGACGUUGAUUGAAAAAUUUGAUCUAUCGACACCAAAACUUGAUUUUGGACUACCUGACAGAGGGUAAUCAAAUGCAGCUAGUGACACAAUUUCUGCGAGAAUUUCUCCUUAGGAUUCGAUGCCAGUACAAAUAUGAGAGUGGCAUAAGUUAGCGACAGCUGCUGCAAAUCAACAACUCUGAAAUUCAGGACGCUUGAACAUACUGAUCGAGCUCAAAGAGUAUUAUCUGAAAAAUGUACCCACCAAAACCCGAAAGGAUUGUAAAAAAAGAAAGCAAAAAAAAAACACUGCAGCCGAGAACGAGCUUCGGUAUACGAAAAGACGGAAAAAUUGUUGAAUGUCGGUAUUGAUUAUGAAUAUGUAUAAAUAUUAUGCAAACUUCUGCAGCGAAUAAGCUAAGAGAUCGGCUCAUUUUGGUGAACCAACUGCAAGAUCUAUAUUUUUAUUGUUUUUAAUGUGCAAUCAAUUGUAUUUUUGUGAAUGUAACAAUCAAUUUGAUCUCUACUUUUGUCCGUUAUAGUACUCAUCUUUAUCACGUAUAAAAAAAAACAAUCAAAAACGACGAUAUCGCGCAAAAAUGUUUUACCAGAAAGUACGCAUAAUGAAACAUUAUAAAUGUUUUACACCUCAUUUUUGUUCAAUCUAAACACUUAGCACAAAUUGAGCAGCAGGAUGCUUUACAGUGACAGAAAAAAUCUUAUCGUAGUUUGUAACUAUUAUUCCAAGUAAAGUAGGAAAGAGAAAAGAUAAAACAAAUACAUACCAAGAUAUACCAAAACAAACAAAAAACAAACACACAAAUGAAUCGAGAGUAUUGUGCCAAAAGAAAAUAGGGGAAACCCAGCAAAAAGUACGAAACGAAUGUUCUUCUGUUUGUUUACGCUCUUGUCAACCGGAAUCAUCAGUCUUGUCAGUCAGCCGUUUUAUUAGUAGUUGUAUAAUCGAUAUUUAUAAAAAUAGAUUAUAAAAAAGAAUCCAUAGUCUGUAUCUGUGUAAAACAUUGGAAAACCUUAAAAUACAAUGAAUAGUGUUCUAUGUAACAGUGGCACAAAUUACAAAGGCAAAACAAUUUGAACGCAAAAGAACAGGAGAAGAAAAUCCAAACCCACUCACAAACAGCAUACUGAAAUUAAAAAAAAAAACUGUUUCAACAAGCAUUUGCCAGCUCA
Messenger RNA from Ochlerotatus camptorhynchus, 7797 nucleotides. RefSeq lists its product as uncharacterized. Gene Ontology annotation, cellular component: nucleus. Gene Ontology annotation, molecular function: RNA polymerase II transcription regulatory region sequence-specific DNA binding; DNA-binding transcription factor activity, RNA polymerase II-specific; protein binding. Gene Ontology annotation, biological process: regulation of transcription by RNA polymerase II. Bases 527 to 6418 code for a protein of 1963 amino acids. The record is from RefSeq and is a predicted model, not a curated record. Lineage: Eukaryota; Metazoa; Arthropoda; Insecta; Diptera; Culicidae. The transcript has 6 exons.